GUACGCAGAUGGAUCUGGGAAAGACUUGGAAGUCUGGCAUUUUCGAGGUGCGCUCGCUGGCGAGAUCAGGACGAGGGCAGCGUGAUGGAUGCCUCACGGCCAUCAAUCUUCAGUACUUCCAGAAAGGCGAGGUCAGGUGUGAGCACGCAUUGUUGGAGGGCAAGCUGCAGGGAGUACGGCUUCGUAGUAUGAGCAAGAAAAGGUUCGAGCGGGACAUCUACGUGCUGAACGGCUACGCCCCCACCAACGAGGCUGGACAUGUGCCGAAAAGACUUGAAGCUAUGGAGUACCGAGAGAGGCACCUCGAGGCGAGAGACCUGUUCUGGCAGGUGUGUCGCCGAGCGGUAGGCCAAGUACCAGUCAGGGCGUCGCUCAUCGUCACGUUGGACGCUAACGCGCACGUCCCACCUCUACUGCCUUGGGCGGGGUUUGCUGGUGUGCGUAGGACUGGGCCAACGAUCAACGCCAACGGCCACGCGCUGAUGGACCUAAUGGAGGACUGGGGGCUCAUGGCGCUGAACACGUUCGGCAAGCGAGGAAGAUUCAAUGGCGCGUGGAGGAGCCCGCAAGGUACGUGGACCACAAUUGACUAUGUGCUGGUGAGACGGCGAGGAGGAUACGGGCACUCGUCGUACCCGAGGGCCGAUCUCCAAGUGAAUCUGUGCGGCUAUAGGGGCCACAGGCCACUGGGGUCGCGCAUUUUUGCAGGUGUGAAGACACAGGCGGUGGAAGAAGCAGGCAAGUUUCGAUGGCGUAGGGAACUCAUGUGCGCAGACUUAUUGAAGGUGCGUCUGGAGGAGGGGGAUGCGGACAACCAAGAGGGGCUCCCCGACCGCUUGCUCAACUUCAUACUAACGGUCAGGGAGGGGCUCGAGGCCAAGGGGCUCCAGGAGGACUGGGCUGACAUUUGCGGGGCAGACAGGCGGUGCGAGCCCCCAUCAGAGUACUUCAAUGAGCUCGAGGGGGUUGUGAUCGAGGCGGCGAUGCAGGACUAUAUCUCACCGCCAGCGGCGGGGAAGUUCGACGGGGCGGCGAAGCUGGCGACGGCGGCUACCAGGAGUGAGAAAAGGCAGAAGGCGGCGGCAAUGGCGGAAGAGGCUGAGCGAGCGGCAGGUCAGAGAAACUUGAGACGACUCCACAACGUUGUGAAUGAGUUAGCACCUGAGCCAUCAGCCCCCAUCGUGACAGUGAAAGAUCCAGAGACAGGGCUGCCGCGCUUCGACGCAGAGGAGUGCCAGCGCGUGCGCACCCAGAGCAUCUGUGAAGUGUGUGACGGCCAGGCGAUGGAAUUGGAGGAUCGACCGCGCCAGGCGGGCAGGAAUGUGCGCGAUGACGACAGGAUUGGCGACUACGACCUGGCGGAGGUAAAAGAGAACAUCAUGGAGUUGCCCAACUUGAAGGGGGGGCCCGCGCUGCGGUGGCCAAAGGUGGGGCCGCCUGGCGGAGCUGUUGCCGAAUCGUGGAAGCUGGCUAUCGACGUGCUCGCGCCGCCCACCUUGCAGGUCUUUAGCGCGGCUCAGUCGUUGGGCGACGCUCCGCAGGGGUUCAAGGACGGCGAAGCCAUGCAGCUGCGCAAACCAAAGGGUGACCGUUGCUCGGCGUCGGAGGACUAUAGGGCCAUCAAUUUGAUCAGUCACGUGGGGAAGGCGUACGCGAAAGUCACUUCAUAUGCUGCGAUGAGGGAGGUGGCGCAUGAUAUUUCACCGACGCAGUUUGGACGAGAUGUCUCGCAGCUGAAGUUCUUGGACGACUUGCUCACGUCCGCGGAGAUCGAGGAGUACGACGAUGCAUCCAUUGUCCUGGAGGUGUUGCAAGGUGAGAUCAAAGCAGGAGGGGUGCGAGUCAACGCCAGGAAGACCGAGAUGCUGCUCGCGCCGACGGGAGCCGGGAGUAUGAAAAGGUUGAAGGACAUUCGCGCGCGGAACACAGGCAUUGCGACGUGGGAGGGAGACGACUACUUCCCACUACACCCACAACCAACUGUCAAGUAUUCGGGUGUUGAGCUGGCGGCGACGGGUACACACCACGUGGAGGUCACCAGCCGCAUCAGGGCCGCAAACUCUACUCACGCGCGCCUGCUUCGCCGCGCAUUCAAGAGUGGGUUCAGCUCUAAGUUGAAGAUCAGAUUAUGGAAGGCGCUAGUGCGCUCGGUGUGUUUGUACUGCUUGGAGAUCGCCAGCCUCACCAAGAGGGAGCUAAACAGGCUGGAGAGCUGGCAGGUGAAAAAACUUCGAGGGCUAUUGAAUUCACCAGCUCACCUGUACAAGAAGACCAACCGCGAGAUCAGGAAGCAGGCCCGCACGCCGACGGUCAAGAGCACGUUGCUACUGAGGAGACUGAGGUGGUGGAGAAAGGUGUUUGGGCCGGCCUUCAGGGAGCCCAGCGAUGACAUGCACGACCCGACACUGGCGGUCAGAGCGGUCAUCUUUGGGCGCUUCUCGUCCGAACAGAUCGGCCAGGGGGAGCAGUCGGGCCUGCUGUCGCUGCUGCUUGAGGACAUGAGGCAGAUGUGGCAGGCUGCGGAUGCCCAGGAGCGACUCGCGGUCUGUCGACUUGUGCAGCUGCACGGCGACGCGCCUGGGCUGGCCGAGCCUUGGCUGCGCUGGCUCGCCUCCCUUGAGCCGCGCAGCUUCCGCCGUGUGCUGACUUACGGCGGUGAGAUGGACACUGUUACUGACGCG
This is a messenger RNA of Prorocentrum cordatum, 2681 nucleotides long. Lineage: Eukaryota; Dinophyceae; Prorocentrales; Prorocentraceae. The record is from the annotation of a GenBank genome assembly.